This is a messenger RNA of Venustampulla echinocandica, 3678 nucleotides long. RefSeq lists its product as uncharacterized. NCBI's taxonomy places the organism in Eukaryota, Fungi, Ascomycota, Leotiomycetes, Helotiales, Pleuroascaceae. The transcript has a single exon. The record is from RefSeq and is a predicted model, not a curated record. Bases 1 to 3678 code for a protein of 1225 amino acids.
AUGGAGAAGAUCCAGAGCAGCUCCAAAAGGCUGCACAAAUGGACAGAGAAGCGCACCAAGGAAAUAUGGGACAACCUAGGGAAGAACCACCUCUGGCAGAGGAUGCUCAAAAAUACACUGGCAACGACAAUUGCUGUUAUACUUGCGCUUAUUCCAGCGGUUGUGGGUGUCUAUGGCAAAGCAGCAUAUUUAGCUCCCAUCACCACUGUGUUUGGGCAUCCAGGUAGGAGAUUUGGGACGAUGGCCGAAGCGCUUGUCCUAGUUCUCGCUGGAGCUCUCAUUGGGAUAGGAUGGUCCAUGCUCGGAAUCUACUUGUCAAGUCUCGUAUAUGAGGAGAAUGCGCCGGCUGCGUAUACCAUCCGUGGGAUAUUUCUCGCGAUCGCUCUACUCCUCCACGGCUUCCUUCGCUCACACACUCCAAGGCUAUUCUUAUUCGUGCUCCUGUUGGUCAUUGUUUGUGUUGUUAGCUUGACUAGCACAGCUGUUGCUGUGACCGCGUCUUUGGCAACUCAAAUAUUAUAUCCUAUCCUAACAGCUGCUGGAAUUUUGAUUAUUAUCAAUCUUUUGGUCUUGCCUGAGUUUUCAAGCAGUUUUCUUGGAACUACUACCAUUGAAGCGCUCGGAGAGACUGUGGAUACCCUUAGAGAUGCCGGGAAAUAUUUCGUAAGUAUUGUUGAAGAGCCUCAGAAGGGCAAUAAGGAACCUGCAUUGGAACCUGGCCGUGAAAGCCAGGAUACUUCCGCCACAUCCAUUGCACAAGGCGGGCAAAAGGCCGAAGCAGACUCCAAACCGUCCUUGUUGCAUAAGGCUAUACAUUUAUUUUUGAAGCGGAAGAAGCCCACCCAACCAACAGAUACAGCUCCAAAAAUAGUCCGCCUUGAAACAUUAACAGGAAGGAAAGCAAAACUGCGGGCACAACUUGGAAUCUGCAAGGCGGCUCAGAUGGAGUGCAAUUUUGAGCUUGCCUGGGGAGUCUUGCCGCCUAGAGACAUGAAGCCCAUCAGCCAGACUGCUAUGAAAAAGCUUGUGGAAAAUACCAUUUCCCUAAUCGGAGCCUGUGAGAGCAAGUAUGCCUUACUUGGUGACCCGAACGAGGAGACCGCAUCCGAGAAGAACAGCCCCAAGUUGGGCGCCGAUGAGGCAGGAGUAGAUACUGGGAGUGGCGAAGAGACUUCCCGCCCUGGUACAGCAGUCUCGCAGUCAGAUGAUGGUUCUGGAGACUAUAAAACUACCAAUGGCAAGACGAAGGACAAAAAAAGGACUAAGCGCCGAAAAAAGACAACAAGCAAGAGCAAGAAUCAACUGGGGAAGGAACGGGAGGACCUGGAGCUCGUUAAGCCAACAAAGGAGAUCGAGUCGGGCGAUGUAGAGCUACUCAAAUACCUCGUCACUCCCAUUGCAAAACCACUCGCUGAUCUUCAAGAGAAAAUUGAUAGGAGUGUUGACGUGGUCACUUCCUGUCUGGCUCAUUGCUAUGGCGUACGCAAACUGCCGUCUGGGGCUCGCCCGCCGGCUGGCAUCCAAUUACAAGAAAUCGAUGUUUGGAUUGAUGUUUUGCUUGGAGCAUUGACCGAAUUCGAUAAAAAUUCAGCAGUUGCUCUCGAGGGAGCAGCAGCUGUACAUGACCUCGAUCAACCUACGGUUGACGUCAUGCCGCGCAUGGAGAUCUUUCUGAUUUCAUCCUUUAUUCUAAACCUUCGGCAAGCUGCUCUUCACACUUUGGAUAUGCUUCGACAUUCUCGAGUCAUUGUGGAGAAGUGGCAAGCUCGGCAUGGUCGAUCACGAUUCUACCCACCAAAGAUAAAAUGGAGAAAAUGGCUGUUUUCUGGUGGAGAAGUAGAGCUGGGUGCCUUUUCAGAGGGUGUGAGACCCGAUGCUCGAACAGGCAAAAAGCGGAAUGUCUCAAAUCAGGAUGAUUCCCCUACGCCAAUUAAUGAAUCUCCCUCGAACAAGAAAGAUGCUAAACUACAUCCAACAAUGACAACCCAUUCACAACGCCAUCGGGGUGCGAUGAAGAGCAAUUGGGAACCAAAGCCAAAGGUCGAAGACCCACCGAGAAAAGAUCCUCUAACUCUCCGUUUACGCAAAAAGCUUGCGGACUUAAUCGAGUAUACGGUUGAUAGUGAUGAUGUGCUUUACGCCAUCAAAUUUACCGCUGCCGUCUUUUUAGUAACAUGGCCUGCCUUCCUAUCUCAGUGGAACACCUGGUAUUCUCUGAAUCGCGGCCUUUGGGCUGCAUUGCAACUCGUGUUGGUUACUGAAGUUGCCAUUGGUACCUCGCUUGUCACAUUCUCGCUGCGAGCGGUUGGAACAACUGUUGGGUGUGUGUGGGGAUUCAUUGCAUACCAAACUCAUAACGGAAACCGGGUGGUUUGUGUCGUGAUGCUCGUUAUUGGUAUCGUUCCAUCUACAUACAUACAAUUGGGUAGCAAGUACUUCAAGGCUGGCAUGGUGUCGGUCGUCUCGAUGUGCGUUGUUGCUUUGGCAACAGAGGAUAUUACAGUCCCAGGGACAGCGACAGAUAAUUUCCUGAAACGGAUGAUCGCCUUCCUCAUUGGUGGUACCAUGGCUUUGGUAAUCCAAUUUGCGAUCUUUCCAGUGAGAGCGAGAGAUAAAAUGAUAGAAUCCUUGACAUCAUCUAUCUCUAAGAUUAUGGAGAUGGAGGCUUGCCUUGCAUAUGGCAUUGAGCUUGAUAUGAAUCUUGAUGCUCGCUCUGAUAGUAUCGCUGAGCGAUUCCGCCGUGCUAAGGGAAAGGCACAAGGUGCUCUGACUGCAGUAGAAAUUUUCCUUCCGUUUUGCGUCAAUGAGCCCCGUUUGAAAGGAUCUUUUGCGGGUAUUGAACCCAUUUACGCUGAGAUGCUGUACGUCCUCCGCGCUAUUGUGGACAGAAUGGACAACAUGAUGUCACUUCGCCACGAGUAUGGCUCGGGGGUACUCGAAGAACUCAACCCCAAAGUGCACGCCUAUCGGCGCAACGUCGCUGGCAGUAUUACGGUGAUCCUCUUCUCAGUACGAGAAGCCCUCACCACGAAACUCCCUUUACCUCAAUUCCUACCCUCCGCCCGCCUGGCGCAUCUACGAAUGAUAAACCGUGUCCGGGAAGUUGUUCUAGACAGAAGAACUUUCGAAUUUCCUCAGGGGCAUAGCGGGCCGCACUCAGAAAUAGAAAGCAUGAUGCUCAAAAAUGUGCUACGGCAGAACUUCCUAUCAUGGAAUGCAUUUUCCGCGGGACAAAUUGAAGUCAUCGAAUUUUUGGAAGAGCUCAUUGAGUUGGCGAAGUUGCUUGUCGGGGCGAAUGAAUUUCGGAGUGGAAUGCUGACAAGGCCUACAUAUCGGGAUUACACGGAUCAUAUUGAUGGGAAUACUCUAGAACCCACGCGGGAUUUAGAACGUCGCGAGUCUGACUUGCAACAUGAUGAUGAGAGAGAUGAGCUGAGGGAAAUGAUAUUUGGAGAGAGUCUGAAGAUGAAAACGCACACGAGAAGACGGCGUGCAUUAUCCGAGAGCAAAAGUGCUGUGGACGAGAAGAAAUCCCGGGGUGAGGAUGAGCAGUCUAAAGAUCACAAGCAACCUGAGGAAGACGUGUUGCCGAUGUCGCUGCAGAGGGUUCGUAGUCGAAGGUUGAGUCUUGCCAGGAGCAGAAGUAAUAAUCUUGAAGGGACGAGGAGGGGCACUUAA